AUGUUAAACUCAUUUCAAAACACCGUAAAAUAUUUGCGAUUGGUGAACAUCAAAACAGCAUUGACCACUCUAAAAGAAUGUAAGCCAAAUAUAAUAGCAAAACCUAACCUAGACUUGAUGUCGAAAGCAAAAACAAUUUCUUUCAGUCCGCGAUAUAUCAAUUUUGAAAUACAAGACAAGCCCAAAGAUAAUAAAAUCCAGCGAGAUCCAAUAGCCUACACUCCCAUCAUAAACCCGAGAUCAAUUCUACCAUUAAUUGAGUCUAACUGGCAGAAAGAUGAGAUUGGUUUGCCAGCUAUUGAUCGAGAAGAAAAGCAAGCUGUGCGUUUAAUCGUAAUCAGGCGGAAGAAGAUGAAGAAGCACCAAAGAAGGAAGUUGUGGAAAAGGAUGAGACAUCGCUGGGCUAGGGUGAAGAAAAAUCGUCGCAUUAAGAAAGAGAAGGUCUUUCAAUCAGAACUAGCAAUGAUGGUGAAGCAAGCUCAUGAGUUUUCUGCAGAGCAAUAUGUUGCUAGCAAGAUUGACCGUGCAAAUCAUACACCACUGCCAACACGCUGGAAACAUAAGCGUCUACCUCAAUUUAUUAUCCGCCAGUUACUGGGCAUUGACAAGAAGAUCAAUUACAAGCACACAGAUGUUUAUAAGGCUUAG
Molecule: messenger RNA, 648 nt
Organism: Leptosia nina
Lineage: Eukaryota; Metazoa; Arthropoda; Insecta; Lepidoptera; Pieridae
Source: the annotation of a GenBank genome assembly